AUGAUCAGUCCCAGCAAACCAUGUUCGGUGAAAGAGCCGCAGCCGAAUAUUCAGGCAUUUCAGCUGCACAUCAGCGUCGACGGUCUUGAUGCAGAGGAAGUUUCUGCUUGGGCGAGCAAGGAAAUCGAAGCCUUCCUAGAAGGUUCGUCUACAACAGCAGCGUGUCUAGAGAAGAAAACCAGCUUCGGAUCAAAACUUGCCCAAUGGGCGGAUUCUCAGCGAUCUGUUGGGGAGAAGCGAUAUGGUUCAGUAGAUGGCAUUGUUGAUGGUGAUUGUGGAGCAGAUGCUGGUGAAUCACAAAAGUUGACGGGUAAUGCCGCCUGGAAAGCCCGCUUGCAAGCGGGGGAGGUAGUACAGUUCCGUGGUGGUGGAAAUAGCUUGCAUCCGCGAAUCAAGUCAGGAGAGUGUUGCAAAUAUGAACCGGUGUUUAAGCACGACGAUGUGAAGGAAAAAGACAUAGUGUUUUGCCAGAUCAAGGGUCGGUACUGGGGGCACAUGGUCAAGAAGAAAACUUUCGUCGGCGGGGAGAAGGAAUACGAGUACACCAUUUCCAAUAUACAUGGGUGGGAAAAUGGGACAAUUUGUCUAGAUCACAUUUAUGGAAAGGUUAUAGACCAUUGGAAGUAA
Prorocentrum cordatum is the source of this 627-nucleotide messenger RNA. The record is from the annotation of a GenBank genome assembly. NCBI's taxonomy places the organism in Eukaryota, Dinophyceae, Prorocentrales, Prorocentraceae.